Brettanomyces nanus is the source of this 1395-nucleotide messenger RNA. RefSeq lists its product as uncharacterized. Gene Ontology annotation, cellular component: i-AAA complex. Gene Ontology annotation, molecular function: misfolded protein binding. NCBI's taxonomy places the organism in Eukaryota, Fungi, Ascomycota, Pichiomycetes, Pichiales, Pichiaceae. The record is from RefSeq and is a predicted model, not a curated record. The transcript has a single exon. Bases 1 to 1395 code for a protein of 464 amino acids. Gene Ontology annotation, biological process: protein quality control for misfolded or incompletely synthesized proteins.
AUGCAGAGAUUGACCAAUUUUACGUUUAGAAUGAACUCUCGAACCGGAGUUUACUCGUUUCUUAGAUACCAAUCAUCGUGGAUCCCUAAACAAUUGAUGAAUAGCGACCAAAGAAAUGCGCAAGUCUAUAGAGACUACUAUCGAAGGCACACCAGAAACAAACGGAUUGGCUCGUAUAUUCGGCGUACUGCAUUGGGAAUAGUGACAUUUGCCAUGGUUAUGAUAAUCUGGCAACCGUGGAAUCCGUAUUCUAAGGCAGUUAGCUUCAAUCUAAGGAAGGCGCUCUGGGCAGAGAGCGAUAAGGAAGAUGAUUAUCUGAAAGCGUUAGAUUAUUAUCAGAGAGCUUUGGAUGAAGCCGGGAAGGAAAAGAUGGAACAGCUUGAUCCCCGGUACACGGGGAUUGUUUUGAAGAUAGCUGAGAUGUAUGAAAAAAUGGGUAUGGUUGAUAGAGAAAGAGAGGUGUACGAGAAGUUGGCUGAGUUUCUAUUCGGCAAAUUGAUCAAUGAUGAUGUUAAGGAUGAAUGGAAGGAUAUAUUAAUUGAUAGGGAUUUAGUAGUGACUACGAGACUUGCUACUUUGGCUGACAAGCCACGCCUGAAGGAGACGAUGGAUAAUUUACUUGAUAGAUUGAUAUAUUGUGAGCGGAGAAUUGAUGAUAAGUGGCCAUUUUUGUCCAAUUUGGGAGCAAACGAACAAGUUACUAUUGAAGAAAUCUUGGACUUGGAUGAAAGAAUACCUAGAAAGCAGUUUAUUGAAAAGCAUUCCUCUUCAUCGCCAGAUUCCAAACGGUUCUUGGGACGUUGGUAUCCUAAAUGGCCGUAUUUCAAGGAGAAUUUGAUCAGAUCCAGAGAUCUCUAUGCCAUGAAAGAAAUGGCAGAUAAAAGAAAUGAUUUUAGCAUUGAACUCCUGAAGUCGAAUCUAAUUUGGAUGGGAUUAUCACAGGAUUAUCCCAUUUAUAUUGGAACUGCCAUCUGUAAUCUUGCUUCUGCGUACUAUAUGAAGAGCGAGAGACAUCAAUUACAUAUUGGACAGAUUAAUAGGAUGAUCAAAGCAGAAGAAGAUCCGAAUGAGCUUGUGAACCUUAAAAUGGUGCUGAAAAACGAGCAAAGGGAGCAAGAAAAAUCGAUUACAGAGAGUGAAAAGAUCUACAAGAAGCUGAUUGAUAAGAUGGGAGGAGUAGAAGGAGCUAGAGCCUACGAAGACAAUGCAAAACUUCAAGCGUGCCUGUGUAUGGCUCUAUAUUCAUUGGGAGUGAUCGAAUUAAGCAAAGACAAGAAUGGUCAGAGCAAACAGUACUUCACACAAGCUAAAAACAUCGCAGCAGAUGCAGGACUAAUACAAAUUGUGGAAAGAGUGGACAAAGAAAUGGAAAUGGAAAUGGAAACUACACAAUAA